Molecule: messenger RNA, 528 nt
Organism: Haliotis rufescens (red abalone)
Lineage: Eukaryota; Metazoa; Mollusca; Gastropoda; Lepetellida; Haliotidae
Exons: 1
Coding region: 1-528 (175 amino acids)
Source: RefSeq, a predicted model, not a curated record
AUGCAGAAAGAUUGUCUGGGGAUGGUCUAUAAGGAAGAUGAGGAGGCGAAGAAGCUGAUGAGAAGAGCUGCUGCCCUCCCUCUAGUACCUCGUAACAAAGUGGAUGAUGUGUGGCUUGAUGCCAUUGCUGACUCUCCUGCUGGCCCUAAAGUGACUGCCUUCAGUUGGGUUCAAGGAGGGGCCUUCAUGCCAGAGAUUUGGAACCAUUUCGAAAACCAAUGCCACCGUACCAACAAUCACCUGGAAGGGUGGCACACCAAGAUAAAGAAACUUGCCAAGAAGUGCCACCCGAACAUCUACGAGGUAGUGAAGCUAUUUCAGCGAGAGCAGUCACUCAAAGAGGUUGCAGUCCUGAGACUCUCUCACCAGUGGUCAGAACCUUCACGAAGAAAGAAGUACAAGGCAAUCGAUGCACGUAUUGCGUCCCUCAAGAUCCAACUCCCGAAAAAACACCUGAGUGAGAUGGAAUAUGCUGACCACGUGGGCGACCUUCUUUCAUCUGCAGUAAUGACAUUAAAUCCAUUAUGA